UAAAAUGACAGCGUCAAGUCAAAGAAGAAAGGAUUGAGACUCCACAAAUUUCUGUCUUUUUAUAAAAAUAAAACUAGUAGAUGGAUAUCACCGUAAUUUUUAGUUCAUAGGACAGUGCAGUGUUUUUUGGUGACUUGCAUAUACAUUACUAUCAUUCUGGAUUCCCAAAAGAGGACUUACCUGGACAUCUACAAGAUGGAUCUGGCGGAGACCAUGAAGAGUGUGCUCGCGAAGAGCACCGGCGGGUCGGGCGGCGGCGGAGGGAGCGCGGGCGCGGCGCCGCACGCCGCCGAGGGCUACGUCACGGAGAAGCUGUACAUGCUACUGCAGCUGUAUCUGCAGAACAAGGGCUGGAGCCCCAGCAUCGAGCUCUUGCAAUGUUUUAGUGAUCUUAAGGACUCCUCCAUGCUGCCCAGUGCUGCAUACCUUCAAAUGAUGGCAUCAAGAGUGGGGCUGGAUACCCAAGGCCGACUAAUUCUUAGAGAAAACGGGAAAAUAAUACUGCCAUAUGAGCACUUUGCCAAUGCUGUGAUGCUGAAGCAUAUGAAUGGGCCCCACGGCCUGCAUUUAGGUUUAGAAGCUACAGUCAGAGCAGUGGUAGAAUCAUACACAAUAGGACGGGAGCAGUUUGGCAUGGAAAAAGAGUUCAUCGUAGAGGUGGUGCAGAACUGCCCGAACCCGGCCUGCCGUUACUACAAGAAUCAGCUGGAGAUGACGCAGAAGUCUAUACAGCAGCACCUUUCACAACAGCCUACUUAUAUUCCAGAGUCGGGCGCGGCGAACCUGGCGGACAGCCAGGCGGUGGAGCGCCUGCUGCGCGGCUCGGCGCUGCAGGACUACCAGCUGCCGCUGGCGCCGCACCUCGCCGCCCUCACGGGCCUAACGACGGAGAAGGCGGACCGGCGCACUCAGGCGCAAGACAAACUCUCCCAACACCAGCAACAACUGCUGCUGCAGCACCAGUCCCGCUCGCUGCACCAGGACAAGUACAGCCACCAGCGCUCCGGAUCCUCAUCCGACACCAAGAAGCAUCACUACACGGAUGAGCACAAGCUCACUGACUUUCUCAGAGCGAACCUAGAAAGUCUAGAGUCCCUGUCGGGGUCGGGCGGCAGCGCGAGCGGCGCGACAAGCGCGUCAGGCGGCGGCGGCGGCGGCGGCGGGCAGGAGCGCGUGGUGCGCGCCUUCGCGGAGCUGGCGCGCAACCUGCAGCGCAUGCGGCCCUGCGUGCGCCCCGCCAUGUGCAAGCCCUACGGCAAGCAGUCCGAGCAGCUGCAGAAGAUCCUGCUGGACACGAUCCAGCUGGUGCAGUCGCUGCGCAGCUACCUGCCGCCGCCGCACAUCCAGGUCACCUCGUGGAAGAACGACGACAAACUACGUUCGAACAACAUGGAAGAGAUCGAGAAUCGCAAAAUAGUGAGUGGCAACUAGCCCCAGAGAGUCUGCGGCUGAGCCCCAGAGAGUGAGAGGGCACUCUAGGUAGUCUCACUUCUGCUCACACUGACAGUGCACCGGAUUCUAACACUAGCGAUAUCCAUGUCAAAUAAAAGUCACCAUAGACAGAUAGAUAUCUGUCUAUGGUGACUUUUAGAUAAACAGCAACGAAAAUAUAGUCCGUCUCUAUUUUAGUGUUCUUUCAACCAAUUUGAUUCCUAGGCUACUAUAAAACCUCGCUUUAACUAGAAAUAUGAAAUACAUCACACAAUAAGCACUGUCGUAGAAGAUAAACAUAUGAUUUAUUACGACAUGGUUCUAUAGUGGCCUAUGAAUCAAAUUGGUUGACUGUACAUUUUCAAAGCUGCGCAAGUAUGGUUUGGCCAAGCGUCGUUGUCAAAGGUAAAUAAUACUGUCUUUUUAUUACGCUAGUAUCAUCACAAUAAGUUACUGACAGAUUUGGCUAGGCAACCUAUAUCUGGCAUAUCUGCUCAUCACGAAGUGAUACACAUGUGGUUACUGUGUAUGUAUAAUGGCGUUCAAUAGAAAUUUUCUAAUCUAUAUUCUUCUAAAGCAAGUUCAAAAUCCGAAUAGGUUUGAUUUUUAGGGUUCCGUACCCAAAGGGUAAAACGGAACCCUAUUACUAAGAUUUCGCUGUCCGUCCGUCCGUCUGUCUGUCACCAGGCUGUAUCUCACGAACCGUGAUAGCUAGACAGUUGAAAUUUUCACAGAUGAUGUAUUUCUGUUGCCGCUAUAGCAACAAAUACUAAAAACAGAAUAAAAUAAAGGGUUAAAUGGGGCUCCCAUACAACAAACGUGAUUUUUGACCAAAGUUAAGCAACGUCGGGCGUGGUCAGUACUUGGAUGGGUGACCGUUUUUUUUUUCUGUUUUUUUUUGCAUUAUGGUACGGAACCCUUCGUGCGCGAGUCCGACUCGCACUUGCCCGGUUUUUUUUAAUACCAAGUCGAUAACCAACAUCAAAAUCACAAAGUUACUUCGCAAUCGCAAUAUUAAAAUGUUUGGCCUUUUCUAUUGAAUACUAUUUUGCAUCACUUUACACCAUAAUAUAAGUGCAUAGAGUCCGGUUCGCUCUUUCACUACCGGUUUAAGUUGUUUGCUACACGAAUAUAGAAAGCUCCAAAUAGCAGAAGUAGGUACUUUUGUAUGGCAUUUUAUAUUGGUAUACUGGAACUUUCUACAUUAGGGUAGCUUACUUAUAAUUUUUUUUUUAUAAAUUGUUGUAAAACAGCAGCGGGAAUGUUGUAAAAAUUAGAAUUAGUCUGAUUUACGGAUAAUAAAAGUAUUGUGUUUACUUGCUGAUCGACUGAUCGCACAAUAUUAGAUAUCCAUAAAGUACAAGCCGGGAUGGAAAAUUUAAAUAAGUAGAGGCUUACCUUGAAGUCUUCUUAUACCUACAUAUAUCGUGUGUUCUCUAAAUGUGGCUUGCUCUUGAGGCCUGCUGUUGAUUGUAAUUGUUCUCAUUAUUACUAAUAUUAUGCUUUACUUUUUUAUUUUUAUACACUUUCUCCUUACAAGCCGUUUUGGUUUGUGUUAUUGUAUACGUUUAAUAUUUAUCUUAGUAUUUAUUUUACGUUUUUGUUAAAUUUCUUUACCUGUUAUUGUUCGUACACGUCGUGUACACGCUUUAUUGCUUUUGCUGUUGAGAUCUUUUUGCAGUUAUGGAUCCUGUUUCGUCCUUCUUUAUUUGAAUGUAUUAUCGUAAGUGCAUUAUUUACACUGUGAUAGUGGUGUAAUAGGUAUAGGCCUGAGCGAAGUCUUGACAUGAUUAUAAGUCAGUUUCAUUAAAACGAAGUAUGCGGUAGUAAUAAUCUUUACGACCACACGGAAUAAUUCAUUUUCAUAAAUUAGAUCGGAGUUUUUUUCUAUUUGAAGUUAUAACAAUAUUUUUUUGCGCUAUAGCUAUAUAAAUAUUUUAUAGCAUUUUCGCAAAAAUAACCAUUCAUAAUGAUAAUUUACAUUAGUAUACAUAGUAGCAACCAGAAUCAUUACGAUUAGUAAUGAUCAUCUUGAUUCUAUUUUCUAUUAAGAAUGAGUAAAUAUAUGUUUUUUUUUUAACUUUAAUUUCAUUAAAUUGAAACCAUGUUUAUUUGUCAAGAGUUAGAAGUAAAUUGAAAUUGAAGUCGCCAAGUCUUGUCGUGUGUGAGAAGAGGUAUCUUAUCGAAGACUGCAUUUUUCAUGUCGUUAGCUAGCGUCGCUUGUGAAUAUAAGGUUAGGUUUGAUGGCUGCACACGGGCGGGGGGUUGCUGAACUUAGGGCCUGUCGCCACGCUCGACAUGUUGCCUUUCUGUCGCACUUGUAAAUUCAUACGUAAGUGUGACAAGGCAACACGUCGAACGUGGUUUGCGGUAGGCCCUCUGCUCCUGUAGUGUACUUACGGACCGACAAAAUAGAGGCUUAUCUCUUCAACCGUGGGGGGUCUAAAACCUAUGUUCUUGAAGUUAUAAGUUUAGAAUUGUUUUUAUUUUCUUUAUCCUGACCUGAUAUCGGUUGUAUACGCCAAAGUGGAUUUUACGUUUACAAUGUAUUUACGCAACAAAAUGUAUAACAAUAAAAAUGAAAAGUACACGACACAUACCCGCUUGUACGCUGCAUAAGCUGCUUUUAAAAGGACUGGAUGACCGCUUCGUAACCCCGGCUACACACGUUAACUAUAAAUCGUAGCGAUUAAUCUGUGCAGUCCGAUUUGCGCAGUUUUAUCUACCGUGUGUAUGACAAAACGUUGUCGAUUAUCGUAACGAUUGUCAUACACACGGUAGAUAAAACUGCGCAAAUCGGACUGCACAGAUUAAUCGCUACGAUUUAUAGUUAACGUGUGUAGCCGGCAUAAGUUACUGUUAUGGUGCUUUCACACGUUGAGAUCAUGAAAUGCGCUAUCUACUUUAGCUAUACUGCAAAACGUAAUUCAAGACCAAAAAAAGUGAGACCAUGUUGCCAUUGCAAUAAUUUGUUUCUAAAAUUGUAAAUUCCUUUUGAUAAAUAAUCACGCUAAGAUAAUUUAUUCAUUAGUAAUUUUACUCCUACUAUUUAAAAAAGUACUUUUAUUUAUUUAUUUGUACAUAAAUACAAGACGCGCUAGUAAAAAAGUGGCAACAUUUCUUACUUUUUUUGGUCUUGAAUUACGUUUUGCAGUAUAGCUACUUGCACAUUGCAAAAACACCACAACAAAUAGUUGUUCAGCAACGGCAUCAUGGUCAUAAUUUUAUCACUGUCAUGCCAUGCAUCACUUUCGCACUUAUAACUGAUAACGAGCGGAUCUUAGCCAUACAGGAUAGCGACAGGUUGUGGAUAAGAAGCGUUUACAUUUUGAUCGGUCAAAGAUGUUUUCACCUCAGCAGCUCGAACAAGGGUACUUUGAUUCUUAAAAACAGUGAGCAAAAUGCGAUUUUGCUCACUGAGUCAUUUUGUCUCACUCAGUGAGCAAAAUCGCAUUUUGCUCACUAAUGAUACAAAAUGAGUGAGCAAAAUCGCAUUUUGCUCACUGAGUGAGACAAAAUGUCAUUCAAGUGACCUUUAUAGUCAAAUGUCAUUUCAACAUGCGGGGUCUAAUACAAGUUCGAUAUACUUGGGUUCUAUUAUCUCUGUCCCUCUAGUAUGUUCUCACUGCUUAGGGUGAAAAAUUUUGUGUACUACACGAGAUCAAAGUUAUUUACAUCUCGUGCGCUUUUGAAUCCCUUACUACGCUCAAGAUUCUAAACUAGAUUCACUCGCUACGCUCGUGAAUCUAUUAUAGAAUCUUUCGCUUGCACGGGACUCAAAAUAAGCACUCGAAGAAAUAUCAAACUUUGAUCUCUUGUUGUACAAAUAACUAUUGUUGCCGCCUAAGUGUGCAGUAGGGUUAAGUACAAUAUAAUAAUAACGCAAGUUGCUAUUUACUUCCAAAACAUCACAUAUGUGAAAUGUACUACAUAAGUUUGCUAGUGCAAUAAUUAGGCAAAGCCUACCUUAAACUUAAAAUUUUGUAUCUGUAGUACUGUACGUUUAUAUUAUAUUAGUGAACAUUAUGCAAAAACUGUUCGCAUUCGAAAAUGUAUCAUACCUUAUUUUUUUCGAAACUUGUGUUUUACGGUGGGUAAUCCACAUGUCCAAUUACUUUGUCCAAUGUGAAUUUUGUCUCACAUUUUGGUUAAUGAGAGAGUGAGACGCGAUGACAUUGGACCAGCAUAUUGGACAGGUGGAAUACCACCCUUAGUUACAUCACACGUUUGACUGUUGUCAAUAUAUUUUGUCGUAAGCAGCUUGGUUUGGCAAGGGAAGUGCAUCUAGUGCUCUUUUCCGAUUCCCUGGGCGCUGCGGUUGGGAUAAUGGGAUUACAGAGGGCAUAGGUUUUAUCUGUCAAAUUGUCAAUAAGUACUACGUGUAGUGUAAAAUUAUUGUUUUUUUUUUUGGAAUUUUAUGGCUUGGAUGCUAAUGCCCUUUAAACCAAAUUCCAUAUAACAAAACUGAAGACACGUAAAACCUUUGCUGGCGCCAUUUCUAAAAACCAUUGACAGUUGCCAACCCCCAUUGUUUAUUAUCGUCGGACGUCUUAUUUGUGGAGUUUUAUAUUAUAAUUUGGUACUUUGUAUUGUUUGCACCAAAUCUUUUAUUGGCAUUUAUGUGUAGUUUUUAUUUUAGCCAGUUACUUUGUUCAGUCAGCAUUGGAACAAGUAAAAUGACCAUUUCCGUGUAAGUACAUCUUUGGCAAGCUAAUCGAUGGAUGCACAUAUAUGUGUUACUAUUUAUGUAUGUUCCCACACUCCAAAAGUAGUAUAACUGUGUCCCAAUAUUUGUCAUCUUUUGUUGCUCCAAACUUUUUGAUGCUGACUGACACUAAAGGGCUAAAGGCUCAUUUAGACGACGCGCGAGAACUCUCAUGCGAAAUCCAUUACAUUGCGUAAUUUCAUCGGUCGGCUGAAUUAAGUGUAUCCUCAAUAGGCCGCAAUGUAACUAAAAUCGCAUGUGAGUUUGCGCGCCGUCUAAAUGAGUCUUUUAUACUAGUUAUCUAGUAUAUAUGAGGCUAUUACGUUUGGGUCGAAUUGCUCUUCGUAUAAGUAUUUAGUAUUAAGUUUAUAUGACCGUUGUACACUCUUGCAAAGUAUUAAAAAUUCAAAAGAAUCUCACUCUGUAUUAGAAUUAAGAGUUCUAGUCAAAAAUGGACUUCAUUUUAUGUUGAAUUGGAAGUGUUACGUAACACAAAUAACUAACAUUUUACUUAACUAACACCAUAGUGUUGGAUGAAUUCUAUGUAAUGUUUUAACAAUAAAUUUAAUUCAGACUGAUAAAAAGUAUUUCUAAUGUGACCGUUAAUAUUUGAUCACUUAGUGUUUAUUCCGAUCUCAACAUUUAUGAUAUUUUUGGACAUGUUAGCAUUCAACACUAUGUAGCAGUGAAUAUUUGGUUGCGAUGUAAAAGUAUAAAAAAAUCUGAAUAGGUUUUAUUUUAUACUUUUUUAAGUCUUAAAUGUAAAUUAAAAUCAUCAAAAUAAAGAAAAAAUAGAUAAAUAUUUUUUGCAUAAAGUGGUUGUAUGUAAUUGUGUAUUUUUUGCAUGAGCCUUCUGUAUAAAAGUCGCCUUUGUUCUCGACUAUUCCGGUGAGAGGUCUAUUAUUUUAUUACGUUUGGGUUGAAGUUAAAAGAGUUAUGUAUCCAUUAUAUUUAAAUGAACAUUUUAUUGAUUCAAAUUGGCAUCUUGUUUCCUGUGAUAGAAUUUCGAUCAAAAUAAAAUUUUGACAUUUAAAUGCAAUUAUAACUAAAAGUACUCUACAAUAGAUCAUGCACUAAUUCCUUACGGUCAAAUCAUUCAUUUGCGAGAAAAUUAUAAGGGUAUAUAGUUUUGUUUAACAUUAAAUAAGGAAUUUGCAAGUUCUAUUAUCGAGUGCUAUAGUAGAGUAUUACUCAUUUUGGUUAAUUAAUUAAAUUACUAAACAUUUGUUGGUUAAUCGAUGUAUCUAUAUCUGGCCUUGCCAUGUAACUUAUUAUUUGCCGACAUUAAAAUUAUUUUAUCUUGUAAAAGUGGUAUUAUAGUGGAUUGAGAAAUCAGUGCUUAGUAAUAAAUAAAAUUAUUUGAUCA
Molecule: messenger RNA, 7502 nt
Organism: Cydia fagiglandana
Lineage: Eukaryota; Metazoa; Arthropoda; Insecta; Lepidoptera; Tortricidae
Exons: 9
Coding region: 196-1431 (411 amino acids)
Source: RefSeq, a predicted model, not a curated record